Messenger RNA from Rubroshorea leprosula, 713 nucleotides. Lineage: Eukaryota; Viridiplantae; Streptophyta; Magnoliopsida; Malvales; Dipterocarpaceae. The record is from the annotation of a GenBank genome assembly.
AUGAUCUAUAUCUAAAAUCCAUGUUCAAUUUACAAAAUAGCUAGCCUUCUAACUCAUCACUCCCCUCGUUUUUCCCCAUCCUUGACUCCGCUUCCUGAAAUGGUGGACAAGGAAAAACUAUGAGAUAACUCAAUUUUCGGACAGCAUAGGGCAGAAAUUUUAACAGACAAAUUUUCAGCAACUAAUGGGUAAAAUUUGGACUGAGAGAAGCUGCCACAUACCACAAUUUUUCCAGCAAGCAAAAUUGGAGCUAGCGGGUUGGGGAAAGGCUGGCGGCAAUUUGGGGAGAAUUCAAGAAAUCUACCAAAAAUUGGGAGAACCAAGAGGAAUUGGAGUAAACCCAAACCAAUUCAAGGAAGAAAAGAGGAAAUCUUGGCUGUUGUUUACUGGAAAAAGCCCAAAAAUCGCAUCACAAGCUACAGCUCACGGACAGGGGAGGGGGAGAAACCGAGCAGAUUUGGAAUUUCUCUGUAGGGGGGAGGUUUCUAAGCUCCAAAUCUCGUUCUUGAACAAGAAAAGCAAGAAAAAAUCAAGUUUCCUUACUGGUUUUUCAAAGGGAGGUGCGUCGGUGGUUGGGCUUCCUUGCUCAGUGCAGGGGGAAGAAAAGAAGAGCAGAAACGCGAAAUGGCUGGGGAAGAAAGAAGGAAAAAUAGCUGAUCCUUAUCCAAAUCUUUUUCUCUUUUAAGUCCCUGAACUUGGAAAUUUUAGUUAUU